AUGAGAAAACUCAGCUUUGAAAGUACUGAGACAACCUUCGUCGUCCCUCAACGCGCAAACGAAGACGAUCCUGGGCGAGUUCAGAAGAACUACCACUCUGGCAGGCCUAAGCGCCGAGAGAACAUUCGGACGGAAACGCCGGCAUCCUCUGAAGAUCCCCGUGAAACAGUAAGAUGCUCCCUACCAUCCCAUCUAUGGCGUAAGGGGUGGAAGGGAUUUGCCGAGUACGGCCGUACAGCCACUAUACUACUACCCUUCAUUCCAACUGCUUGGCCUAUUGUCUGCUUGACAAAUCCAUGUAUCUUCCCAGUCGCAGCUGAGCCGCAACAUGAAUACGGAGUACAACUGCCGUAUUGCAUAGUAGGCUCAGAAGUGACGGGUUGGUGGAAGCGAGCAAGCUGA
This is a messenger RNA of Nannizzia gypsea CBS 118893, 402 nucleotides long. RefSeq lists its product as hypothetical. The record is from RefSeq and is a predicted model, not a curated record. Lineage: Eukaryota; Fungi; Ascomycota; Eurotiomycetes; Onygenales; Arthrodermataceae. The coding region runs from base 1 to 402 and encodes 133 amino acids. The transcript is spliced from 2 exons.